Molecule: messenger RNA, 1519 nt
Organism: Aspergillus japonicus CBS 114.51
Lineage: Eukaryota; Fungi; Ascomycota; Eurotiomycetes; Eurotiales; Aspergillaceae
Product: TADA1 family protein
Exons: 4
Coding region: 232-1485 (417 amino acids)
Biological process (GO): regulation of transcription by RNA polymerase II
Cellular component (GO): SAGA complex
Molecular function (GO): transcription coactivator activity
Source: RefSeq, a predicted model, not a curated record
CCGCUGUUUAUUACCAUUUCCCAUCAACGCGCCCCGUCUUAGCCUGCUCUUUCCCAACAAUCUCUCACGUACUUUCGUCUGUACGAUUGCCUAGAACUCAGCCCGCAUCUUGAUUAAGAUUGAAUGGGAUGAGUUCCUCUGCUUCAUGAAGGCCUAGUCCCUCCUCCCACCCUCUCCCCGGCUUCGCGCAGCCCCCCCGUGCCCCGUCGCGCUUCCGCGAGCACCGCAACCAUGCAGAUCGACCCAGCUGCUCUGAGUCGGCCAGACUCUGCAGCUACCACAAUUACCUCGUCCAAAGGUUCUGCGGCCAGUGCUCCAGCACAGCAGAAGUCGACCAAGGCGCUCAUCGCCGUUCCGCGACUUGACCUUGAACCUGUCUACACGGAGCUCAAAGCCGCCAUCGGCGACCACUGGGCCGAUUAUAAAGAGUCCACCACUCUGUUCCUCCUUGGACAACUGAAUCAAAGUGAACUGUCAUCGCGCGUCGAUCAUAUCAUAUGCGCCGACCAAAAAACCGAGCACCUCCACAAUAACUUCAUCUGCGCGAUCAUCGGAAACUUGACCCGAGAUCUUCCCGACCCUGGAGUCGCUAGUUGGGUAUCCGCAAAUGACAAGCCCUCAAUCGUAUCGAAACCGACGUCGGGGGACGCUGCCGAACAGAGACUCAAAACAGAGGUUAUGCAGCUGCCUCCGCGGGACCGGCGCAGACUUAAGGCUAUACCCGAGCGUGAUCCCAAUGAUACCUCGUCCAAUGAUUUGGUAGAGUACCACCUGGCGAAGCAGAUCAAAUUACCGAGCCAGGUACCUGCCAGCGCCGGGGGUUUAAACAAGACAAAUUGGGAGCUGGAAAUCCGAAAACGUUAUGCACAACCUCUAGCAUCUGAGACCGGCGAGUUUCCAGAUGCCGAAUCAAUCCAUGCACGCAUGGUUCCUAUAUGUUACGAAGAGUCCAUAGUCAGUGGCGCAAGCUUACCCUGUGCGGAGUACAUGGCCAUUGCAACAGAGACGUUCGUCAAGGAAGUCUUGUCAGUGGUUUUCUCGCGAACCAGGUCUAACGGCCCGUCGGGAACCAUCAAUGGCAUGAUGAUGCGCAAAUAUCGACAACAGCUAGAACGAGAAGAAUUGGCAUUUACGAGAGGCGAAAUUGUCAAAGACAGUGCAACCGGAUUAUUGCCUAUUGAAGCUAAAGAGGCAAGUGUCCGAAAGCCACUGGGGAUCCGGGACCUGCGGCUAGCACUAGAACUCGGCAGCGGUGUUCUCAGUCAUAUGCCCCUGCUUGUGGACCAGAUUAUGGGCGGCUAUCUUGAAGAUGAACACGAGGCAGAAAGGCAUGAUCUAAUUGAUGACGUUGUAGAGAUCACGAAUGACGACUCUGGGCAGGAGAUGGACAUUGACGACAUCGACUCGGAUUGGGAGGGAGGCACAACGGCUGAUAGGGAGCACUUGGGUGCUUUGUUGGAUGAGUGUCUAUCCAUGGCCGCGUGAACUAUCCUCCCUCUCGCCCCCUCUUUCUUUUCUC